This is a messenger RNA of Electrophorus electricus (electric eel), 3693 nucleotides long. It is a transcript of the gene epdl1, whose product is annotated as ependymin-like 1. Gene Ontology annotation, molecular function: calcium ion binding. The record is from RefSeq and is a predicted model, not a curated record. Gene Ontology annotation, biological process: cell-matrix adhesion. Gene Ontology annotation, cellular component: extracellular region; lysosome. NCBI's taxonomy places the organism in Eukaryota, Metazoa, Chordata, Actinopteri, Gymnotiformes, Gymnotidae.
AGUAGUUAAUUCCACUUGUCUGUCAGACACCCUGUUCAGACAGUAGUGAGGUUACAAACACCUUUGUCUGCCGCAUGUGUGCUCACCAAUUUGGGGCGGUGUUCAAGAUAAACUCGCCCAGUUUGAUGAGCGCCAUGGCGAUGCAAACACACAAAGACCAGUGACCGUGUAUAUUCUCUUUUUAUUUCAUCAGCACAGCUGAUUUGGUUUGUCAUCCCUUAAUAAACCGUCAUGGGGCAAACCAGAGUGUGACUCAUCCAUCCUACACAACACAGUUACACAAAGAGGACGCCGCCCGUACAAAGACUAUACCCAUCCCACCACUUCCUCUUUCCCACUUCCGCUUUCCCACUUCCCAACCUUGUAAAUAAACAUGCUUCUUCGUUUUUGUCAUGCAGGUCUUACGGUGCACUUGUGUUCACAGCUUGUCCUCGAGCUGUGUCACAGCACAAUAGAUUUCAUGUUAGUAGGGAGUUAAGUAGCGAAGUUAAGUAGGAGGGGUUACAAAAUCAUGUCGAUUUUUUUUUUAUAUCCAUGAACCUGUACACCCCUGCUAUACAUUAUGCUAAUCUGCAAGGGUCAUGAUCCAAAUAUGCUGUGUUGUGCCAGACUGUGAUGUAAACAUCAAAAGAAAUCUGGUGUUAUAAGACAGUCCAGACUUGGGCAAAUUCUUUUGCAAAACCACACUAUAGCACUCCACAAUACCAGAACACAGUUAACACAAUUAACAACUCCACUACACACAGUUAACUGUGUUCUGGUGUAGUUUAGUUGUUAACAACUCCACUACACCAGAACAAGGUUCUGAAGUGAGUGACAUCUGGGGUCUGUUCCAUGGAUACUAGAUAAUUUCAGGAGGUCAGUUCAUUUCAUGAAACAAAUUAAUUGUCACCUAAAAAUAUGCAUCUGUAGACAAUUAUGUAGACAACUUAAAACUGUGUUUGUUACCCUGUGAAAUUACUGGUUCUUCUGCAUACUUUAUCAGGAAGCCCCACGUUUUUGAAACUAGUUGAACAAGCUAUUGGCAGUAAUGUGACCAAUCAUCAGAUUACCCACAGGCAUCUAGGGCAAAGAUGUUCUUGAGAAGGUUAGAACCAUUUUUUCUUAUUUGGCCCAAGUCUAAAUGUAGAAGCAAAAUCUCCAAAAAAUGCGGAAUGUCUUCGGGAUGUAAUAGCGAUGUAAUCCUGCCUCUCGAGUCCCCCUGCACUGCACAAUUUAGUGUUCCCCUAUUCUGUCAUAUCCAUGUCUACCCUGUGGGUGAAUCAGCUGAUGAGUUGGGUCUGAAGAGUAGGAAGAAUCCUUGUUGUUUACCGCAAAUGAUGAAAUCUGCAUAUGCAUCUUUUUUUCUUUCUUUUUUUUAAAUCCCGAAACACCUGACAUUCCCUAAUAAACAUAUGAGCAAUAUAAUGUUUUAAAUGUGAUUUCUAGAGGCAAGUAAAAAACAAAUAGAAGUUAACUGGCACUGUGCAACUUCCUUUAAUGUCCACAUAUAUAAACAUACAAGCUUCUCUACGUGUGGAUCUUGUUUGUUUUUAGCCAAACAGGUAACUGAUUAACGUUAUGCAUCAAGUCCAUAAGUACUACUGGCUCACACACAGAAUGCAUUUUCAGGUGAUCCCAAAUACAAAAGGUCAAAUGACAGCGACGUUAUUGGGCUAAAUCAUGAGAGUCUUGUUCUAGUCCAUUCCAUACUUUUGUUGCGGCAACCCACAAGUGAACACACACACACUUUUGUCCUCUUAAAAUUAUAUAGUAAUAUGACGGAAGAAAGACAAUACAAAUAGUUAGUCAGAUGACCCCAAGAAUGUCAUCUGACAUGAAUGUUAUCCGUCAAGCCAAUACAUGUGUGUGCAUGCUCAGAUAACCUGUAGUAUACUGAACUUUUGCAUGCAACACAAAAACCUUGGAGCCUGGACUUUGGAAGGACUCCAAAGGACAUGAGAAUUGUUUUUAUAGCAUAGUGAGGUUGAGCAGGCCAUUAUGUGGCUAUAUAAGGAGGAAAGGAACAUUAUUCAAAAUAUCACAGAAGAUAUUACUGCACACCUGGGGCUGAAGACAUGGGUUCGCUGGUGUGGUUCACACUGCUGGGAUUUCUCACUAUAAACUCCUGUGCCGGGAGACCGCAUCCAUGCAAGUCACCUCCUCUACUGCAGGGAAGCCUCUCUAUGAUCGGUCAAAGUGAGGAUUUCCAAGCAAUUGCAAAAUUCAACUAUGAUGCUUUAGAACAGCGCAUCCACUUUGGAGAAUUUGGAUAUUACCAGAAUAAAACAUUCCAUGUAGAUGCGCUGCUGCUUUAUAAAGAGGGUGUGAUGUACAAGAUCAACCGCCACAACAAGACCUGCACAAGGAAAGAGCUGAAGUCCUCUUUCCACCCGCUGAAAGUUCCCCACAAUGCCACCCUGCUGGGCCAGGUGGUGCUAGGCAGCAUGUCCCAUCAUGGUGAAAGCCUGCUGGUGAACUCCUGGGCUGGGGAGAUUCCCGAGCACAAAGCCAAGUAUCUCCUCACUUUUACUAAGCUUGGCUGCAUUCCAGUUUCUUGCCUCUACAACUCUCCAAAGACAGGCGGGAUAACUAUCAGCUUUUUCAACAAUAUUGUUGGCAUCGUGGAUCCCAAUGUGUUCAUUCCUCCCCCAUACUGUACGACCGCCACGCUGGAGGAAGGAAGCAAUGACUUUUUCAGCAUCUUCUAAGCCGACACACACUUCUGAUGCAGGGCAUCAUGACAUAUCAUUAACAAACACGUGUCUUUCCACAUUCUUCUGCUGUUACCAAAAGUUCAGAAACUUGAAAUGUACCAUUUUAGGUGGGAGUUCUUGAUUAGACUUAAGAAAUUGAAUGCAUGCAUGUUUGUUAAUUUCUGAUACUAUAUCGUCUCAAAUCAUUCUAGCAACUUACUCAUAUGUCUGAGGAUUUAAUUAGUACUCCAAGAACAUGCAAACAUGAGCUACAGGUGGACAGGGGUAUAAAAAAUUAAAUGAUGGAAAACCAACACUUCUCAAUGAAUUUUGUUCAGGUGUUGUUUAGGGGAAGGCUCUAGCAGAUAAGAUAACCAUCAUUUUCUACUUCUAGUUCAGUUAUAUGAGUAUGGAUCUCUGAGUGUGAUUUUCACAUGAUUUACAUAAUCCACAAACACAAAUUCUCCACCUUUAUUAAAAUCUAGUUGCAAACGCCAUUAAAUAUAUUACUACAUGAACCAAGACUGCUUAUUCCCAUGUCAUUUAUUUAACAUGGAGAAAUAGUUCAAUAUGGCAAAUUUGAUAUGAGGGCUCCAAAUGCAUCGUAUUGAAAAAGGGGAAAAAUAUGCACAUAAAACUGUGAAAAAAGGAAGUUUAAACUUUAGAGGUGUGAGAAAACUAUACAUCUAUAAUAUUAUAGCACAUAUAGUGGUAGAAACAACACUGUAGGAGAAUGGAGUCAGUCAGAAUUUGGGGGAGGUUUUUUGUAUCUAAUUAAACAGACAAAAAUGUACUGAAAUUGACAUGGUUUAUAGGGAAUAUUUCAUGUUGGUGCGUUUGGUCCUUCCCGUGUCUACUAGCUGGGUUAAAAGGGAAACAGAAGUGGAUGUUUAGUGCAAAUCUCCAGUAUGGUGACUUCCUUCUUCAGGCUUUUUCGUACUUCACCAUCAUUAACCUUAACAAGGCAUUUAGUGUUCCUCUUCCUCCCUCUGCACACAUUAGUAUGUGUAAGUAUUGC